GCUUAUAAAUAGGAGAAGGGAACACUCCCUGCGCCGCUGAGCCCACAAGGGUUGGUGAAGGUCGCUUCUUCUUCUUCCCUCUGUCGCCGCGAGGGAAGAGGAAGCGAGAGAUCGAAGCUUCCUCCGCACUCUAAUUCGAUCGUCUUCCUCGAGAAGAAGGGGGCUAUUCACCAUGAAGGCACUAAUUCUAGUUGGGGGCUUUGGUACCCGCCUUCGGCCUUUGACGCUCAGCGUGCCUAAGCCUCUUGUUGAUUUUGGCAACAAACCCAUGAUCUUGCAUCAGAUUGAAGCCUUGAAAGAUGUUGGCGUGACUGAAGUCGUCCUAGCCAUAAAUUACCAACCAGAGGUUAUGCUUAGCUUCUUGAAGGACUUUGAGAGUAAGCUUGGCAUCAAAAUUACCUGCUCCCAAGAGACUGAGCCACUUGGCACUGCGGGUCCUCUGGCUCUAGCUAGAGACAAGCUUAUAGAUGGGUCCGGUGAACCCUUCUUUGUCCUAAACAGUGAUGUCAUUAGUGAAUAUCCUUUUGGAGAGCUAAUAAAAUUCCACAAAACUCAUGGUGGAGAAGCUACCAUAAUGGUGACCAAGGUCGAUGAGCCAUCCAAGUAUGGUGUUGUAGUCAUGGAAGAAGAAACUGGAAAGGUUGAGCGGUUUGUAGAAAAGCCAAAAAUAUUUGUGGGUAACAAAAUUAAUGCUGGAAUCUACUUACUAAACCCCUCUGUUUUAGACCGGAUCGAGCUAAAACCUACUUCGAUCGAAAAAGAGGUUUUCCCGCGAAUUGCAGCUGAUCAAAAGCUAUAUGCGAUGGUCCUCCCUGGCUUUUGGAUGGAUAUAGGUCAACCAAAAGAUUACAUUACCGGACUAAGGCUUUAUCUCGAUUCCCUUAAAAAGAAAUCACCCUCAAAACUAGCCAGUGGGCUACAUAUUGUCGGAAAUGUUUUAGUCCAUGAAAGUGCAGUGAUCGGAGAAGGAUGCUUGAUUGGGCCUGAUGUGGCUAUAGGACCGGGAUGCGUGGUGGAGCCUGGUGUUAGGCUGUCGAGGUGCACAGUGAUGCGUGGAGUGCGGAUCAAAAAGCACGCGUGUGUCUCUAGUAGUAUUAUUGGGUGGCACUCUACAGUGGGGCAGUGGACCCGGAUCGAGAAUAUGACUAUUCUUGGAGAGGAUGUGCAUGUGGGUGAUGAGAUAUAUAGUAAUGGUGGGGUGGUUCUCCCUCAUAAAGAAAUCAAAUCAAGCAUUUUGAAGCCUGAGAUUGUCAUGUGAGCAGACAAAAUGUAAAGAAUUGCGAGUACCGUCAAGUAAAAUUAGUUCGGCGUCUCUCCCUAUACUAAAAUUAUGCAUGCUUAGCUUGUUUGUCUUGUUCUCUUGAAAGCCUCAAGCUUGUAGAUAGGGUAUAAUAUGUCAGAGUCAUGAGAAGAUUGUGUUGUGUUGUACUUUCGUUAUAGUUCGUCGUCGGAUCGGUUGUGUUAUUUCUUUGUUUCCUUCCCCUGCUGCAAGUGUAAUAAUGAAAGGGCGAGUUUUUCGCAAUAAGUUGUCGUUAAAGCCUUUUUCAUUUCUAUAAUUAUUAGCUUGUUGAAUUGUUUACUUGAUAUGUAUCAUUGAGACCAACAAUCUCUCAUGUUUCUUUUGUAAUUUAAUGCAAUUUUUGCUGCUUGUGCUGGGGUUUGACU
This is a messenger RNA of Ananas comosus (pineapple), 1665 nucleotides long. Its product is annotated as probable mannose-1-phosphate guanylyltransferase 1. Gene Ontology annotation, molecular function: mannose-1-phosphate guanylyltransferase (GTP) activity; GTP binding. Gene Ontology annotation, cellular component: cytoplasm. Gene Ontology annotation, biological process: cell wall mannoprotein biosynthetic process; GDP-mannose biosynthetic process. The transcript has 5 exons. The record is from RefSeq and is a predicted model, not a curated record. Bases 173 to 1258 code for a protein of 361 amino acids. NCBI's taxonomy places the organism in Eukaryota, Viridiplantae, Streptophyta, Magnoliopsida, Poales, Bromeliaceae.